Messenger RNA from Carassius gibelio (silver crucian carp), 3585 nucleotides. It is a transcript of the gene rhoj, whose product is annotated as ras homolog family member J. The coding region runs from base 467 to 1147 and encodes 226 amino acids. The transcript has 5 exons. The record is from RefSeq and is a predicted model, not a curated record. Lineage: Eukaryota; Metazoa; Chordata; Actinopteri; Cypriniformes; Cyprinidae. Gene Ontology annotation, molecular function: GTP binding; GTPase activity. Gene Ontology annotation, biological process: small GTPase-mediated signal transduction.
CCCUGUCUGAGGAGGCUGUGGACAGAGCCCCUAUUGUUCCCAGCCCACUCCUGCCUAAUAUGGAAUUCGCAAGGAAACCAAUGAUUUCCUGACACUGACGAUGAGUAGCCGCGUAGGGGCGAAUGUGGAAAGCUGUUCGGAGUAUGAAGGAAUUAAACCGGAGUCCCAGCCACUGUUUUUGAAACGGUUUUGUAGUCGGAUCAGGAAAAUGUAAAAUAUCGGAAUGCAAGUUGUAGGAGUUAUAGUGAGUUUUCUUGAAACUGCUGUCGAUGGCGAGGGAUUGUUUUGGAAGCGCGAGCUAAAGCGUGGGUCACCUACUAGACGGACUUGCCUGCGCCGCGUACGACACGCUAACUCGUGUUUCAACUGGUCAGACGAAGACUGACGUCUUAAAAACUGGUAUUUCUAGUCGACCGAAUACUUGAUUACCUGUGGAGGAUAUAGUUUCUGGACUUGUCCAACUAUCAUGCCUACUCUCAGCUCGAAAAGUAGACAGAACGCAGCGGGAGCGGUUGAGGAGGGAGGCAGUAACAGCGAUCCUCUCGACACCUCGGCCAAAAAGAUGUUGAAAUGUGUUGUGGUCGGCGAUGGAGCUGUGGGAAAAACCUGUUUGCUGAUGAGUUACGCCAACGAUGCUUUUCCCGAGGAAUAUUUACCAACUGUUUUCGAUCACUAUGCAGUGAAUGUAACAGUAUCUGGGAGGCAGCACUUACUGGGACUGUACGAUACUGCUGGACAAGAGGAUUACAACCAGCUGCGGCCCCUCUCUUACCCCAACACAGAUGUCUUUCUUAUCUGCUUCUCUGUCGUGAAUCCAGCUUCCUAUCACAAUGUGCAGGAGGAAUGGGUUCCUGAGCUCAAAUCCUGCAUGCCUCAUGUGCCCUACAUCCUCAUCGGGACACAGAUUGACUUGCGAGAUGACCCAAAGACACUGGCACGUCUGCUCCAGAUGAAGGAGAAGCCACUGACCUAUGAGCAAGGCCUCAAACUAGCCAGAGAGAUUGGAGCCCAGUGCUAUCUGGAAUGUUCGGCACUGACUCAGAAGGGACUAAAGACAGUAUUUGAUGAGGCCAUCCUGACAAUCUUCAGCCCAAAGAAACAAAAACGGGGCUGUGCGGCCUGCAGGGGCUGUUGUGCUAUCAUGUGAGGAUAAAACAUCUCCAACUGUGAACACCCACUCUCCUUCAAAGCUUUGAGCAGAGUAACAGACCCUAACCCGCCUCCAGUCUGCUGUACAUCCUUCCUUUGCCCUCGGUUUGUAUGUCUUGUGGAGAGCUACACUGUCCAAAACAAGUGCCUAAACUUCCCCCCCGCAUUGCCUUACAGGAUCCGCUUCUCAAGCCAAAGAAGUCUCAGACGGGACAGCGGUUUCUUGAACCAACGUGGCGCGACAUCGCCAAUCUCCAAUCCAACAUUUCAGAUUCAGCUCUGAGCCAUUGGAUUUUUAUAUAUAUAUAUAUAUAUAUAUAUAUAUAUAUAUAUAUAUAUAUGUAUAUAUAAUAUGGUUUCUCGAGGUUUAUGAAAAAACGAAAAUCCAUUCCUCCGAACAAGCUGGAUUUCUCUCGGUCACCUCAAAUCAAUAUUGCACUCUUUCUAGAGUCAGUGCUUCAUCAGUUUGAGCUAGUUAAUAAGGGAUGGCCAACUUAUCAAUAGAGGUAGAGCAGACACAAAAAGAGAGAGGAAUGCAUCUUUGGGUCAUUUAAAAUUAACAAUACUGAUAAACCGCUAUGGUACUAGACAGUCAAAGAAACAUAAAAUAAUGUUAUUCAUCAAAAAGAGUGACAAUCAAGCACACUGUGUGGAGACUGAAAUUAGGAUAAAGGGAAAUGUAUCUCGUGACAACAUUAUCCCAUGAUUCAUUUAUAUUUCCUUGGGUUUUCAAACUGAGAUGCCCUGAAGUUUACUUAGUCAGAUUUCUGUGAGCCAUCAGACCUUUAUACAGUGUAGGUGUAGAACAAUGAUGCCAUAAAAUGGUGCUGUAAUUGUUAUAUUUUUCCUAAGCAUUACAUUAUGAUUUUUGAAGGGGCCUGUAUUUUGUCUUCUCAAAUGAUUCUGCCUACACACAUUUAAAAUUCCUCUAUUAAAAAUGAGCCGAUGGUGGACUAAAAGUACAGAGGAGUGUAUGUGCCACUUAAAAUAAAAUGAAGAAAUCAAUCACCAAUGUAUUCAUUCAAAAACUUAAUAAUUUUGAAUGCAAUAUAACCUCGAAGUUAACAUUACUAGUCUCAGCCUCAGACAUCACAUUCAUGAAACUGUGGACCUGAAUAAGGCUCACAAAAAGGGAAAGUCGACAUCCGAUUGGUUAAAUUCUGCAGGAUUUCCACAUUUAAUGGUCCAUCUGGAAACAAAACCAUUUACAAGACAAAUAAAAGCUGUAAAAAUGUCACGAGGGGAUAUUGUUGGUGUAUUGCAUGUUGUAGAAUAACAUGGGAAAAUAUUUUGAGCUUGUGUCCACCGCAGACCUUAUAUGAGGCAUUAAAACAAAAAAACUGUUCAACAUUUGCCUACAAAAACACAUCAUCCCUGCAGCACUGUAUUACUGUGAUGAUUUACAGUUAACAUUUUAAACAUUAAAUGUAAAAGAUCUUAUCAUUUAUAUAUAUAUUAUAUAUAUAUAUAUAUAUAUAUAAUUUUUUUUUAAGUGGCACUCAGUCCUCUUAAGUGAUCUGAUUCUGUGAAAAAAAAAAAACAUUAUAUCACCCUAUCACUCUCUAUUUCAGCUGACGUACUAGUGUAUUUACUUUGGACCAGGCUUAUACAUUGUCUAACGGCUCAGUUUUGCCUGUGGCUGAAGCAGCCCCCUCAUUUUCCCUUUUAAAGAUCAGCUCAGACACAAAUGGCUUUGUCCUUCGGACUUGUUUUUUUUCCUCAGGCAUGUAGUGUGGUCAUGCUGUAAACUGCACAGCUGAUCAUGGACUCUCAGCAGUCCCACCCUAAAUAUGUGGCCUUUUCAAAGUCCCUACUGUGUUUUUGGUACAAGUGUCAAAUAAUAUGGAAAAUAAUAUGUGUAACCCUUAAAUUUUUGUAUUGGACAUGUGUUGAACAAUGUAUAGGUAAACCAACAGUUUAAGCUUCCAUAGUCACAUACCAAACAAUGUCCUGUGAGUACUUGUAGUUCUCAGACCACCAUGUUAUGGACACCAGAACUGGUACUGAUUACUUCUGAUUGCUCUUCACAUCAGUCGUUCCUUAGUUUGACCUCAGGGAUCGGAGCCCGCAAGGUGCUAGAGACCAUCCUCUGGCAGAGGAAUCAAGCCUGCUCCACAGAGACGAAGAAUGAGCCGUCAUUCACUUGCCUUUAAAUGUAGCAUAGUUUGUUUUUUCACUCAGUUUAAUUAAGUGCACUUAAGACACUGUGCCUUGCAUUGUCCCAUGCAAUAGUUUAUAUACUGUAAUGCUAAUGAGAAGACCAGUAUUCAGUCACUGGUUGAAAGCUAUAACUUGAACUGUAAACUUAUAUCUAAUAUUUUUAAGUCUUUCGUGUAUUGAUUUAUAUGCUUAAGAAACAUGACAGCUUUAUGCCAAAACUAAAAAUGUGUUGUAAAUAUACACAGAGUGAUUAAAGCUUGUGGUAAAACUUUAGAA